Messenger RNA from Amoebophrya sp. A120, 2559 nucleotides. NCBI's taxonomy places the organism in Eukaryota, Dinophyceae, Syndiniales, Amoebophryaceae. The record is from the annotation of a GenBank genome assembly.
CAGGGCCGGCACCUGCUGCAAACCGCGCUGUUCGUAUGGAUUGCGAAUAUGUCUUGGUCUGACUGGAAGAUUGCAAUCUGUCAUGCUAAAUCCGAAUCAUGCGAAAAUCUGUGUUGCACGAGUGCCAAAAGCUGUCCACGUUCGACCAAGCUGGGAUCAGGGAGUCUCUCAUGCAGGAUAGGCACGACAGAGAUCUCACAGAGUCUGUCACGCGAGGUCCCGCAUUCCAGACAAGAUGGGUCAUGGAAAACCUGCAUGACAAGUUUACUUACACUCUUCCAGACAUCCAGGGAUAUUUGCAGUUGAUAGUUCGGGGGCACUUGCAAAAACACGGACUGGAACGGCCCGGGAAAGCUGUCGCACGUCCAGGAAAUUGAGUGCGGCACCGGCAUAUGCAUUGCAAGUUUCGAUCUGGGAGGUCUGGAUUUGUGAUGCGAGAUUUGGAGGACAAGAACAUCUGUAAUGCAUCAAGACCAAUCGCCGGUUUCAUUUCUCCAUCUUGUCGUUCUUUUGGAAGACGAAGAUGGCUGUUUGUCAUGCUAAUUUCUUAAAAACGAAUGAAUCUACUUUAUCUUCCGCAAGUAGCUGAGGAAAACUUCUCAUGCUGUUAUGCCGUACAAGCAGCCAGCCUGCAAUGCAAGUACCAGCAACAGAAGUUUAAUUUAUCAGACCCAGACCGAUAUUCGCAGUGGAUACAAAGUUUGCCCCCAAGAUUGCGAGGUUGGGCCUUGGUACGACGAUCUCGCGGACCCUUGCACCGUGAGUUGCGGGGGCGGUACGAAGGGCCAGAAGCGCGACGUAACGCAGGAGCAAAUUGGCGGCGGCGCGGGGUGCCCGUCACAGACUCGCACGGUCACCUGCGCUUCGAACGGGUGUCCGGUAGACUGCAAAGUGUCAUCGUGGCAACCGGAAGAGAAUGCGGUGUGCAGUGAGCCUUGCAAUAGGGGUAUCCAGUGCAAAUAUCGAUCUGGCGGUCUGGAAACCUGUGAUGCUGAAACGCGGAUGAGUGAAAGAACGCUUGCAAUGGCAGUCAGGCAUGACAGCUUUUUGCUUUUGGAACGGAUUCUAAUGCCUAGCAGGCAUGACAGAUUCCGUUAUUUCUGUAUGACAAAGCAAGCUGCUCUUUUGCUGCUCUUGCAACACAGAUUUUUCAGAAAUGCAACACCUGCAUUACAAGUUUCAGCUUUUCAGACCCAGACAUAUUUGAAUAUGAUAAGAAGCGGGUUCAUCGACAUGGAGCGGAGUAUCCUGAUAUCGUUCGGAAAACGUAUCGUACUCGUAUUGUAAUCAUGCAUUCCAAAUUCUGUUCCUAAGGCAAAUAUAGCAUUACAAAUUUUAUUUCUCAUGCGGAGGAAAUUUGUAAUGCAUUUAUACAAGUAUCGGAUACUUCUGCAAUUCAUACCUGAUCGGCGCCCAGAACGGUGGGAAAUCCUGCAGCGAUUUCCAAAAGUGCACGGAGGGGAGGCACCAAUUUGACUGCUUGACUUUAUGGCGUUCUCAACUGUUACAUUCUCAACUGUUACAUGAAUUUGUCAUGCAAAAACAGCAAUAGGGAAACGAAAGGGGAAAGCUUGCAAGUCUUGCAUCACAAAUUUGGCACGGAUUUAGAUGCUGUUUAGCACUUCGAUAAUUUGUCAUGCGAAGCAGCUUGAUCGUCUUCCGGCUCAUGGUCAUUUUGCGUUACAAAUCAUGUAACACUUGAGAGUGUAACGUUUGAGAACGCCAUAGACUUGGCGAAAGCCGUGUAACCGUGACAUCGAGUGUCCGGUCGACUGCGUGAUGAGUGAGUGGACGGAUUCCGGUGGGUGUCUGCAGGACUGCGACGAGUCGUCUCGGUUGCAAACCUAUUACAAUGAAAAAUACCCCCACCCCCGAACUUGGGAGAUUUGUAUUGCAAACCUUUCCAAAUGAAACAUUCGCCCUCUUGCAUCUAUCAGCAUCACAGGUUUUGGGUCGUGAAUAGCAAAAAUUUGUAUUGCAAGAGACCCCAGUAAGAGCGGCGCUUGUCAUGCAACCGAUGCGAUACCGAUACACGCCUAGACUCUGCAUCAGAAAGAUUCAUACCCCUUUCAUGCAUGACAAACAGUUUUCAUUUGGAAACUUCGCAUCACAAAUUUUUGCAACUUUGGGGGUGGGGGCAUUUUUCACCGUAAUAAAACCCGUUGGACCGAGGUGUCGCCGAAUCCCAGUGGCCAGCAGUGCCCCGACAAGCGGUCUCGCACGGUGGUGUGCCCACUGUGCAGUAACGACCCUGACGACUCCUACUGCAAAAACGAGUGCGCCCGCAGCUGCGUCAUGUCCGACUGGGAGCUGCCAGACAAUGCGGAGUGCUCCAAAACCUGCGGCGAGGGGACGGUCACGUGGCAGCGAACCAUCACUUUCGAGGGAAACCAAAACGACUGCGGCGCAUUGACGCAGCAGCGGUCUUGUGAGGAGAGCGACGGUGGCGUUUACGACUACCAGCUCAACUGCCCGAUCGACUGCGAGUUGAGUCAGUGGGCCACCGGUGACAACGCGUGCUCGAAGACUUGCGGGACGGGUACGAUAAUAUGGCAGCGG